Molecule: messenger RNA, 1617 nt
Organism: Parathielavia appendiculata
Lineage: Eukaryota; Fungi; Ascomycota; Sordariomycetes; Sordariales; Chaetomiaceae
Exons: 5
Coding region: 1-1617 (538 amino acids)
Source: RefSeq, a predicted model, not a curated record
AUGAGUUCUAGAUGGGGUGAAUGGACCCAGUGGGCAUGGGAUGCCGAACAAGCCCGCUGGUGGAGGGCCAGACAGGACAUCCAUGGGAACGUUGAGUACGACUUCGGGGCGCCACGCGGAAACGUCGACGACCUCGCCGAUUCACUUAACAAUGUGAACCUUGAGGACGACCAAGGCGGAUCCUACCCUCACGACGGUGCCUAUAUUUAUGACUCCGCCGGAAUCCAUGCUGGAGGCUCUGCCGUCGCAGGCGUGUAUGCCACGUCCUCCGCGUCUUAUGCACAGGCUCAGGGUGCUUUCGGCGGCAAAGGCAAGUCAAAGGCCAAGUCGAAAAGUCAGAAGGACGCACCCAAGGACAACCUGAACAAACACCCCUCCAAAAAACGGUCUAAGCCUGCCGCCAAGAACGAAUUAGAACGCUCGGCAGGUCAACAUGACGGCCCGGAUCCGUUCUACCGAAGGACUGGUGCCGCGUCCGGCUCCGACUACUUGUCUGCUGCGUCUACCACUACUUUCACUGACCAGCAGCCUUAUUCCGAUUCAGCAUACGGAUCGUCACCGCAUGACCCGUCUUUUACGUCCGGCCUCUCACAGAGCCCUGGCCUAGACCAAUAUCAUGAUCAAGCGCCGACGGUGGGGUCCAGUGCCGAAGUCGAUACUGCGAAUCCAGAACGACGCACGCGUCGUGGGCGUCUUUCCGACCAUGGGACCGCAUAUCCGACAUCCUCGGUCGCCGAGGAUUCGCCAACGGAGAAUCAGGGGUCCGACUACUACUCCACGGCCUCUCACGACCCUCGCCCCCAUGAUAUCUUCAGCGAGCAGCUCCGCGGUGCGGCAUCGCAUGCAGAUCCCUACAUGACCGGCUUCCUCGACGCAUCGUAUUCUCGAGGAGAGUCGUCCGCUAUGGCGACCGCAGCUCACAGUUAUCCAUACGCUACGCAGGAGGACGACACCCACGAGGCCGACGGUGGCCGAGAGACACCAAGGGCACUCCACGCACAAGCCGCGGCGCCAGCUGUAGAUGAUGGCUACUCGUACCCGGCAAGCAUGUCCGGGACUCAGGAUUUGCAGCAGCAAAUAGGCGCGCCUGACGGCGCAUUGUACGUUGUUGAGCAUUCUUCGAAAUUCCGACCCGGUACGGUCUUCAAGAUCUUGUGGUGCGAGCCUCUUGGUGCUGGGGCCCCCAGAAGUGAAGCGCCAACAAACCACGUCAGAUAUCAACAGGACGGAAGAACCUUUUACCAGGGUUUUCGACGAUUCAUUGUGGUGGCAAACGAUGAAGGCCAUUGCACCUGCGUGCCCAUCCUGACAUAUGAACGUCAGGGGUGCAACAAAAAGGGAGUCAAGCCUGCGAAGCACGGGAUCAUCUACCAGGCUGGAAAGAAUCCUCGGAUGCUUCCUGGAGAACCCCAGCUGGGAUUUGAUCCCGUUCGAGUCGUUCUGACCGAAAGGACGGAAACACUCUCGAGAGAAUCCCGUGUCAACUACGCCAAGCUCACCACCGUGGAGCACAACUUCCCCGUGUAUAUCAUUGGCUCCGUUGAUCCGGCGGAUUUCGAGCACAUCGUCAUCCGGGCGGUCGAUCACUGCUGGAACAGAAAGAAGCGGCACAACUGA